Plasmopara halstedii is the source of this 1503-nucleotide messenger RNA. RefSeq names its product nadh dehydrogenase. Gene Ontology annotation, biological process: mitochondrial electron transport, NADH to ubiquinone. The record is from RefSeq and is a predicted model, not a curated record. Lineage: Eukaryota; Oomycota; Peronosporomycetes; Peronosporales; Peronosporaceae. Gene Ontology annotation, molecular function: NAD binding; 4 iron, 4 sulfur cluster binding; FMN binding. The transcript is spliced from 3 exons. Bases 1 to 1503 code for a protein of 500 amino acids.
AUGAGAAGCGUCUCUCGUGCGGCGCAGAAAGCUUUAUCGCAAGCAGCGCGCGGACUUCGCACCACUGCUGCUGUUGCGAAUGCUACCGCAGAGGAGCCUGUAAUGGCUCGCGUUUACGGUGGUCUUAAAGACGAGGAUCGUAUUUUUACUAAUGUAUACGGUGAAGACACUUGGCGUGUGGACGGUGCACUGCGGCGUGGUGACUGGUACCGCACGAAGGAUCUCCUCUGCAUGGGUCCUGAAUGGAUUGUACAGGAAAUUAAGGACUCGGGUCUUCGUGGCCGUGGUGGUGCCGGCUUUCCUUCGGGACUUAAAUGGUCUUUUAUGCCCAAGCAAACAGACGGUCGCCCUUCUUUCUUGGUAGUUAAUGCUGACGAGAGUGAACCUGGGACGUGCAAGGAUCGCGAAAUUAUGCGCAAAGACCCGCACAAACUCGUUGAGGGUUGCCUUCUUGCUGGGUUUGCUAUGCGUGCCCGUGCCGCUUACAUUUACAUUCGUGGUGAAUUUUUUAAUGAAGCGCUGAUCUUGCAGGAGGCUAUUCACGAGGCUUAUGAAAAGGGAUUCCUUGGUCGCAAUGCUUGUGGAUCAGGCUACGACUUUGACGUUUAUCUUCAUCGUGGCGCUGGAGCAUACAUUUGUGGUGAAGAGACUGGUUUACUAGAAAGUCUCGAGGGCCGUCAAGGAAAGCCGCGCCUUAAACCGCCUUUUCCGGCCAACACAGGGCUGUAUGGAUGCCCAACGACUGUAACGAACGUCGAGACUGUAGCGGUUUCUCCAACUAUUUUGCGUCGUGGUGGAUCGUGGUUUGCUAGUCUUGGACGGAAAAACAAUCACGGAACGAAGCUGUUCUGCAUUUCUGGUCAUGUUAACAAUCCGUGCACUGUGGAGGAGGAAAUGAGUAUUCCUCUUCGUGAUUUAAUUGAUCGUCAUUGUGGUGGCGUUCGUGGUGGAUGGGACAAUCUGCAAGCGUGUAUUCCGGGCGGCUCAUCUGUGCCUGUCUUAGAUGAGGAGCUAUGCCAGGAUAUUAUGAUGGACUAUGAUGACCUGAAACAGCGUGGUGGCUCUGGCUUAGGUACGGCUGCUGUUACAAUAUUUGACAAGAGUGUGGACAUGGUGGGCGCUAUCCGUCGGUAUUCUCACUUUUACACGCACGAGAGUUGCGGUCAAUGCACGCCAUGCCGUGAAGGUACAGGCUGGAUGGAACAGGUUUUGACUCGCAUGGAGUCAGGUGAUGCCGAACUUGAGGAAAUACCUAUGCUGGAGGAGAUCUCGCGCCAGAUUGAGGGCCAUACUAUUUGCGCGCUGGGUGAUGCUGCUGCUUGGCCUGUACAGGGACUCAUUCGUAAAUUUAAGCAUAAGAUUGUGGAGCGCAUUGAAGAUCCGUCAAGCUUUAGACCGGAGGAUCAUUUCCAGAAAGCUUGGCCUGGUGCACCUCUUCAGAAUCAUGAUUGGGUCGACAAAUUCUCUGACGGUUCCACCUACAAGUCUAAGGUCUCUGCUUAG